CUGCGGAGCGGACGGACGCGCCUGGUGCCCCGGGGAGGGGCGCCACCAGGAGAGGAGGAGGAGGCGGAGGAGGAGGUGGAGAGGAAGAGACGCCCUCUCUGCUGACAUCCCCCCUCCCCCCCGAGGCUCUGACCUCAGGGGCUAGGGGCCUGACAAGUUUCUCCACCUUGGCUGCCUGAAGAGGCCGCUACCCUGGAGGGCCCUGAGCCCACCGCACCAGGGGCCCCAGCACCGCCCCGGUGGCCUAACGCGACAGUCUCAGGGACCACUGCGAGGUUUCCAGUUGCCUAGACAAGGAGCUGGGGGUCAGAGCAACAACCCUUCCAGCCACCUGCCUCGACUUCUGCCUCAGGCACCAGUCCCAGCCCUGUGCAUCCAACCCAGGUGACAUGCCGGUACUCUCCACCUCCCGGUCCUCGCGGGUGACCACGCUGAAGCGCACAGCUCUGGUCCUGGCCCUCACGGCCUAUGGAGCCCACAAAAUCUACCCUUUGGUGCGGCAAUACCUGGCUGCAACCAGGGGCCCUCAGGUACCAGCAGGGGAGUCCACGCAGGAGGUCUCUGGGGCCACAGCGGCCAAGGCCGGCGUGAACCGGGUGUUCUUGCAGCGGCUCUUGGGGCUCCUGCGGCUGCUCUUCCCCAGGACUCUGUGCCGGGAAACGGGGCUGCUGGCACUGCACUCGGCGUCCCUGGUGAGCCGGACUUUCCUGUCAGUGUAUGUGGCCCGCCUGGACGGCCGGCUGGCCCGCUGCAUCGUGCGCAAGGACCCACAGGCCUUCGGCUGGCAGCUCCUGCAGUGGCUCCUCAUCGCUCUCCCUGCCACCUUCAUCAACAGCGCCAUCCGGUACCUAGAGGGCCAGCUGGCCCUGUCUUUCCGCAGCCGUCUAGUGGCCCACGCCUACAGGCUUUACUUCUCCCAGCAGACCUACUACAGAGUCAGCAACAUGGACGGGCGGCUUCGCAACCCUGACCAGUCCCUGACGGAGGACGUGGUGGCCUUUGCAGCCUCUGUGGCCCACCUCUACUCCAACCUCACCAAGCCGCUCCUGGAUGUUGCUGUGACCGCCUACACCCUGCUUCGAGCAGCCCGUUCCCGGGGGGCCGGCACAGCCUGGCCCUCGGCCAUUGCUGGCCUCGUUGUGUUCCUCACAGCCAACGUGCUGCGAGCCUUCUCACCCAAGUUUGGCGAGCUGGUGGCAGAGGAGGCACGGAGGAAGGGAGAGCUGCGCUACAUGCACUCUCGAGUGGUGGCCAACUCAGAGGAGAUCGCCUUCUAUGGGGGCCACGAGGUGGAGUUAGCCCUGCUGCAGCACUCCUACCAGGACCUGGCUUCGCAGAUUAACCUUAUCCUGCUGGAACGCCUGUGGUACAUCAUGCUGGAGCAGUUCCUCAUGAAGUAUGUGUGGAGCGCCUCGGGCCUGCUCAUGGUGGCCGUGCCCAUAAUCACUGCCACCGGCUAUUCGGAGUCAGACUUGGAGGCAGUGAAGAAGGCAGCUUUGGAGAUGAAGGAGGAGGAGCUCGUGAGCGAGCGCACAGAGGCCUUCACCAUUGCCCGCAACCUCCUCACAGCUGCUGCGGAUGCCAUCGAGCGGAUCAUGUCAUCCUACAAGGAGGUGACAGAGCUGGCCGGCUACACAGCCCGAGUAUACGAGAUGUUCCAGGUAUUCGAAGAUGUCCAGCACUGCCAUUUCAAGAGGCCCGGGGAGCCGGAGGACCCUCAGGCAGGGCCCGGGGCUGUGGCCAGGUCUGGUGUCCGUGUAGAGGGGCCCCUGCAGAUCCGAGGCCAAGUGGUAGAUGUGGAACAGGGAAUUAUUUGUGAGAACAUCCCCAUCAUCACGCCCACGGGAGAGGUGGUGGUGGCCAGCCUCAAUAUCAGGGUGGAAGAGGGCAUGCACCUGCUCAUCACCGGCCCCAACGGUUGCGGCAAGAGUUCUCUCUUCCGGAUCCUUGGCGGUCUCUGGCCCACGUACGGUGGCGUGCUGUACAAGCCCCCGCCGCAGCGCAUGUUCUACAUCCCUCAGAGGCCCUACAUGUCCGUGGGCUCCUUGCGGGACCAGGUGAUCUACCCAGACUCCGUGGACGACAUGCGAAGGAAAGGCUAUUCGGAGCAGCACCUGGAAGCCAUUCUGGACAUCGUGCACCUGAACCACAUCCUGCAGCGGGAAGGAGGUUGGGAGGCCGUGUGUGACUGGAAGGAUGUGCUGUCGGGGGGUGAGAAGCAGAGAAUCGGCAUGGCCCGAAUGUUCUACCACAGGCCCAAGUACGCCCUCCUGGAUGAGUGCACCAGCGCCGUGAGCAUCGACGUGGAAGGCAAGAUCUUCCAGGCGGCCAAGGACGCUGGCAUUGCCCUGCUUUCCAUCACCCACAGGCCCUCCCUGUGGAAGUACCACACGCACUUGCUGCAGUUUGAUGGGGAGGGUGGCUGGAAGUUCGAGAAGCUAGACCCCGCCGCUCGCCUGAGCCUGACCGAGGAGAAGCAGCGGCUUGAGCAGCAGCUAGCGGGCAUCCCCAAGAUGCAGCGGCGCCUCCAGGAGCUCUGCCAGAUCCUGGGCCAAGGCUCUGGGGUCCUCCAGGGUGCUGCUCCCCCCUGAGCCCUGGGACCACAUGAAGGAAACCACAGCAGUUGCCCACCACCCCCCUGCACCUGGCCCUGCCGCAGGCCUGUCCUGCAUGCCUUUCCCUCCCAGGCCUCCUGGCCGCAGGCCUGCCCUGCCUAGAGGACUGCCAGCAAAACCAUGUGCCUGUCCCUGGGCCCCCUUCCCUGGGCGGGGCAGAUGGGACUUUCUUCUCUUCCAGGGGGGGAAGGGUGGAGGGGAGCCCCCAGCUCACACCGCCAGCCAGUCUGUGCGGAGCCUUGCAUGGGGCGGGGGGCCUGCUCUCCUGACGCUGCAGUCCCCCUUAUUCCCUCCUCUUCAGUCCCUUGGAGACCCCACGGGCCAUCCGUGGCUACUGCCCAAAUGGCCCACUGAGGCUCCCACCCCACAGGACACCCUUCCUGCCAUAGAAACAGCCAGACAGAACCCACAGCCAGACGGGGCCCCUCACGUGCGCCCCUUCUCCCUGCCACGGGAGGAAGGAUUGCACAGCACUAGCGAGCGAUGGUAAGAAUGUAGCCCCUGCCCCUAGCCUCCUUUCCUUCUACAAGCUAAUUUAUUGGAUUCCUGUUUGGAGCCAUCUCGAUUGCCAACACGAGCACCCAGCCAGCAGCGGAGGUGGCCGGGGCCGCGGUCCUCCCACAGAUGGCCUGGCCCUUGAGCCAGCCCCCGGCGGCCUGUCGCCCCACCAGCCUACACUGCCAGCCACCUCCGUGGGGUGGGGGUGGGGGAACAGGCCAGUGAAGGGGGAACCGGGUGCUGGGGCUGCCAGGCAUGAGGGCACCUGUGCGCCCAGCUCAGUGCCAAAGAGGGGUCAGCCAGGGGAGCUGUAUCUGCAAAGCCAGGCCCCACCCAAGAGGGAGACCCCACCACAGCCACCGCAUGUGCCUUUCCAGAUCCUCAGCCACCUGGCCGGGGAGCAUCCCUCAAUCCCUCAGUAAAAGCCUCCCGCAGAAAGUGCCGUCCUGCCUCCUGGCCUCUUUGUCUGGCAGGGCUGGGGAGGAGCUCGGGAGGGGCAUCAGGUCGCCUGGGGCGGAAGGAGUAACCUCAACCCCUGCCCCCACCCAAAGACAGCUCAGCAUAUUCUCCUGUGGGGAGAUAGAUUU
Molecule: messenger RNA, 3700 nt
Organism: Neomonachus schauinslandi (Hawaiian monk seal)
Lineage: Eukaryota; Metazoa; Chordata; Mammalia; Carnivora; Phocidae
Gene: ABCD1
Product: ATP binding cassette subfamily D member 1
Exons: 10
Coding region: 390-2591 (733 amino acids)
Biological process (GO): very long-chain fatty acid catabolic process; fatty acid beta-oxidation; peroxisome organization
Cellular component (GO): peroxisomal membrane; peroxisome
Molecular function (GO): ATP hydrolysis activity; long-chain fatty acid transmembrane transporter activity; ATP binding
Source: RefSeq, a predicted model, not a curated record